AUGACUCGCCUUUCUCUCUGUGCGCUCGCCGUGGCGCUCGCCGCUGGCCACACCCUGGCAUUACCACCCACGGAUCAUUCUGUCCACCACUUCGAGGAGAUGGGAACUUACCAGGAUAGUGAGCACGGUGAUGGCGAUGACAUCGCAAUCAGCACCAGCACCAGCACCAGCACCAGCACCUCUACUGCCGCUCCCGAGACCCCAGAAACUUGGCUUGAAAACUUUACCAAGGCCGUACAAAGGCAGCUGCAGCUCCAGGAGACCCUCCUGAAGCAGAUUUUGAGUGACAUAGAGAACUUCUUCAAACAAACAUUCAACCUGGGGACGGACAGUCAAUCCUCCUCGCUCCAGAGGCUCAACGUGAUGAUGGAGAUGAUCAGCAACCGUAUGAACACUGCACUUGACAACACCAACGAACUCAUGCAUAGCGGGUCUGUAGACCAGGAAACCCUCCGGCAUGCUGCUAGCAAAUUCGUCAAAGAGGUACGUUUGCAGGAUGUUGUUGUCGACGCCCUUUGGGCAUCCCUUCGCGGAGUGCAGACCAGCGCGUGGGUUUCCGGCUCAACUGCUGCUGACGAAAAGGAUGCAUAUACAGCUGCAAACUACGCUGCCGAGGAGCUUCUCAGCCGCAUGUAUCACAACCUUCGCACCGCCGGCAUGGCUGAGGAGGACAUUGCAAAGUUCGUGCCGAAGCCUGACUACACCCAGACCAAUGAACAGGUCCGCAAUAUGGGCAAGAUGGGCCGCAGCUAUGGCUAUGGAUAUGGCUAUGGACGUGUUGCUGGCUAUGGUUAUGGCUACCCUUCCAGCUUUGCAUAUUCAUACCCUUCAUACUACGGAUAUUCAUACCCAUACAGCUAUGGAUACUCAUACCCCGCAUAUAGGUAUGGAUAUUCAUACCCAUCAUACAGCUAUGGCUAUCACCACCCGUACAGCUACGGCUACUCUUAUCCCUAUUCCUACGGCUAUUACCCCACUUAUCGUAGCUGGAGCUAUCCAUAUUACUCCCGCUACUACUGGAGGCACCUGAGCGAAGCUCAACCCAACCCUCCCAUUCCCCGCCCAGGCUGCCCACCUGCUGGUAACCCUGGUGUGAUCGCUCCGACUCCUGUGAUGCCUCCAUUUCGCACCCUUGGCAACGAACCCAUGGCACCCUCGAUGAAUCAAGGCUACAACCCCCCAAUGAUGGACACUCCCAUGCCUCCUGAGUAUCCCCCCACCAUGGAGGGUAUGGGGUACCCCUUUGAAACCAUGACUCACAACGCGGCACCCACCAUGGAGAACCCGUACGAGAGUGGUAUCCUAAGCGGCCACCGCAACCUUGCCCCCAGCAUCGAUAUGAUGGGAUACAUGCCUGAACCCUCUAUGCAAGCUUAUCCUCUGGGCCCUGGCCCUACUCCACCGUGA
Molecule: messenger RNA, 1407 nt
Organism: Cyclospora cayetanensis
Lineage: Eukaryota; Apicomplexa; Conoidasida; Eucoccidiorida; Eimeriidae
Exons: 1
Coding region: 1-1407 (468 amino acids)
Source: RefSeq, a predicted model, not a curated record